GUCUAAUCUCAAUGAGGUGUCAAUCAUGUUCCCCGGUGGGUGAAGUAAGGUCUUUUGUAACCGCCUCUGUCUUCGCGAGAGAGGCGAGCGGCGGCGGGCUGGCGCGGCGCGGCGCGCAGGGGAGCGGGGCUGUGCGGCGGCGGCGGGAGCAGGCAACUCCGAGCUCGUCUCGCUUGCGCUCCGGCAGGGAGGAGCGGAGCACAUGGAUUUCUAAACACGCUGGGAUUUUAUCCACCUACGAGAAUAACAACAACAGCACCCGACCCUACGGAAAACAGUCCAAUGCAUCGUAACUGCAGACCAGUGCAGAGAGAUGGGGAAACUUCACUCGAAACAUGCUGCCGUCUGUAAGCCCCGAGAAAGCCCAGAAGGUGACAGCUUCGCCGUGAGCGCCUCCCUGGCGCGCAGAGGCCUCGAGGACUGGAUGGUGAAGCAGAAACCCGCCGGCGGCGGCGGCAGCAGCGGCGGCAGCAGCUCGGGGCUCCCGCACGGCUGCCCGCAGCGCGCCGCUGGCCGGCUCUCCGGCGCCAGGGAUCUGUCUGGGGAAGGCUACCGAGACACAAUUGGUGAUGAACACUUUCAUCUAGAAGUGGCUUUGCCUCCAGAGAAGACAGAUGGAGUUUGCAGUGGAGAUGAAAAGAAAGUGGAAAAAGAAAGUGACACACGCACAGGUUCCAAGAAGCAACUAAAAUUUGAAGAAUUGCAAUGUGAUGUGUCUGUAGAGGAAGAUAACAGGCAAGAGUGGACCUUCACACUGUAUGACUUUGAUAACAACGGAAGAGUCACCCGCGAGGAUAUUACCAGCUUGCUUCAUACCAUCUAUGAGGUAGUUGAUGCAUCAGUAAACCAUUCUCCUAGUUCCAGCAAAACUCUGCGAGUGAAACUUACUGUGGCACCAGACAGCAGCCAGAAGAAAAAGAGUAUCUUGUUAAAUCAUUCUGAUUUGCAGAGUGCCAGGCACAGAGCUGAAAGCAAAGCCAAUGAAGAAGUAAGAAGCUCUGAAAAGAAGCAGAGGGCUUCUGUCAGAUAUCACCAGAGUGAGAACAAUGCAGAGCCAAGUGGGUGCUAUCGUCACUGUGUUGAUGAGAACAUUGAAAGGAGAAACCACUAUUUGGACCUUGCAGGAAUAGAAAACUACACAUCAAAGUUCGGGCCAGGAUCUCCUCCAGCAGCUCAGAAGCAAGAUCCACCAAGCAGAGUUGUGAAUCAGACUCGAUCCCGUUCUCAUGAACCUGAAACCUUCCAUGCUCACCAUAGGAAAUCUCAAGUGGUGGAUCCAAGCUACAUCAAUCUGGCUGAGAGUUCCUAUGCCAAGAUCGCAGAAAUCCAACAGAGGCUCCGGAACCAGGACUCAAACAAGCACUUUGUGAGGUCUCCCAAGGCCCAGGGCAAAAAUGUUGCUUCUGUGCAUCCUGGAAGGGCAGUAAGAAAUAAACCUUUUCAAGGGGCGCCCAUGCCAGUGGCUUCCCCAAGUGCACGGGUGGGCCAGAAUCUUCCUUACCUCCCCUUGCAGUCUCAACAGGUUCACAAGAAGCACAAGCAGAGGGCAAAAGAGAGUCACCAAAUGUGCAAAACUUUCCAGUCUCCAGGGACAGUUGUGGAAAAGGAGCAUGUGAGAGACCUGCCCACAGUCAUUUUAUAUGAAGGCCAAGUUGGACAAAUGAUACAGAGACAUGAACACCACCACCACCAUGAGCACCACCACCACUACCAUCACUUCUACCAGACAUAAAACAGAUCCCACCAACAUCCUCCAGGAAUCAUCCCAUAUGAAGGAAACACUUUCUCGUGACACCAGAAUUAAGGCAUUACUAUGAUUAAUAUUAUUGAUACUCCAUUAAUAUUCAGCUAGCAUAUAUUUUAGAGGUUAUACGGAACUCUUGAUACUUACCCUAUUUAUAUGUUGUGGAACUGCAUAGCUUGCUUAAACAACUUGUGGAUUGAUUUUUUUUAAGUGGCUUGUAAAACAGCAAACAGCCAUAGCUUUUUGAGCUGUGAUUUAAUGCAAGUCGUCAACACACUUCUUUACAAGUACUACUUCCAUUGUAGUAGAAAAGAUACUUCAAACACUAUUGCAGACAUCUAGCUUACCAGUCUGCUGUAUGUCGGCUGAUCGCACACAAGCCUUUUAUCAGGGGAGCAAUGUUCGAAGGUUUGGACUCCAGAGAUACUCAGAAUAACAGAAAAACAAACAGCUGCUACCUCUAGUAUUAUUCAGAUUUUAUUUUCUUUUUAUUGAUUGUAAUGUGCUACAGGGGGAUUUAAUAUACUGCAUUCAUGUAGCCUGUUUGUGUUCACAUCCUUUCAAACUAUCUUAAUAAUUACAAGGAAAUAUUAGCUAUACUUGUCAACAGAGCUACAUUUGUACAACUUAAACUUUAUUUUCUUUGAGAUUCUUUACUGACAUAAGUACAGUCUGUUAUAUACUGGGUAAUAUUUAAAUACACUUCUUUUACUUUUGUUUAUUUUACUGCUUACUCUCCGUUCUGUUUUGGAAAACCAUUUGAAAAGAGGAGGAUGUGAAAUGGGGUUUUCAGAACCAUCAUUAGAAUUUAGUGCUUGGGCCAUAAGUAUAAUUCAUUGGGGGUGUUGGGAAGGAGAGGGCUUGUUUUGGGGUUUUGUUUUGUUUAAAUCCACAGUUCUUUGUUUUGCGAAAGAAUUGAGGAAAAUAUACUUUCUCACUUUAAAUGUUGGCAAAUAUAUAUAAAAAUAUAAAUAUAAAUAUAUAUAUAUAAAUAUGCACACUCUCAGGUACAUUUUGUUGUGUUUUAGAAAUUUGUGGUUUGAAUAUUAACAUUAUAAUUUUUUUCCACAACGGUGACUUUUUAAGUAUGUUAUGAUAGGCAUAUGCCAUGGCAUUUUCUUUGGUGCCUCCAGUUUAAAUUUCCCCAGUUCCUACAAAUUUAUGCUUUUCCCAUUUUAGAGACAAUUCAACAUGUGAAAAAUAUCAUUCACAGUCAUUCUGGCCUUUUCUACUUUCUUCCUAUUAAAGGGCUUCCAUUCCAUGAAGGAGAAUGAGACCAUACUUGCCAGCCCUUAGUGGCUGCUGAGAAAUUUGAAGGAAACUGGAAAAGUGAAAAGGAAGGGUCAGUACAUUCAAGUUUUACUUUUUGUGGGGCCCAGAUUUAUAAUACAUUCAGUUGGGUUUUGUACAGAUCACCAUUUUGCAGGUAGAAAGUAACUUAAAAACACUCAUGUUGCUUUUGGAACUUUAAAGUAGAGAACUCCUCACAUAAAAGCAUAAUUGUGCUAUCAAACAUAUUUGCUUUUGGUUUCAAUUUCUUUUAAAUGUUGUGGUAUUUUGUCUAUAGUAUAUAUUGUAAAAUGUAACUAUCCCACAUUAUUAUAAGACAUUUAUGACUAGGGUUUUUUUCUGACUAGAGUUUUGAUCAGUUUGAAAUGGGAUAUUACCCUACUGCUGAACAGUUGAAACUUUUAGAAGGAUGUUGUCCUUUCUAAGGACAUGGAGACAUCGACUUCUAAAGAAAAUAAAUUUGAAAGCCUUGCCUUCUUGUGGAAUUGGAAUAGAAUCACUGCUUCUUGGUAAUUAGGUCCAUCUCUUGUCUCUCCAAAUCAGCAGUUGUUUAGACUUAUUGUCUUCUUUAAAAAAUCUGGUUUAUUUUAUUUUUUUUUUUAGCUGUCAGCAGUGUGUUCUGUUAAAUCUUACAUAAUGUUUUUAAAAUGUGUUUGAUCUGUGUGACAACUAUACUGUUCUGUUUAUUUUUUAAAUUCCUAAAGUCCAAAAAUAUUUAUAUUCAGAAUUUUCUGUAUUGAAAAUAUGAAAAAGCCACAAAUUUGGUUAGUUACCACUGAGUUGUUCUAGUCUAAGCCUUUUUUUGCUGCUUGUGUAUCAUUCUUUUCAAUGUAUAUAUAAUUAUGGACUGCAAAAAAAAAAAAAAAAGGCAUUUAUAUGUCUGGUAGAAGGAAUAAGCUUAUUUAUAUUAUAGUGUUAACAAAGUCUGAUGUAUUCAAGUGACUUACAUUAUACCGCAUGCAAACACACGAGUGUACAUUCCACCUGCGACGGGAUGCCAUGCUAUUUGUUCUGAAGAUGAAAUUAAAGCUGUUCUCUUUUCAGUAGAGCAUAUGCCAGAAAGGCCGAGAGGUGGGGCUUCUUUCUUAGUCCAUUUUUUAAUGCAGAUCAUUGCUGAAAACUAGAAAACGUUCUGCAAAACUAGAAUGCUUUCAAUAGCGUGGACUUUUCUAAGAAAGGGCAGCAAAGGGGCAUAGAUCGUCUCUGACCCAAAGAUAUUUUGCUAGAAAAGAUAACAGCACCAGUAACAACAUCCCACCUGCCUGAGAAGUGUGCAGUACUAGCUGUGCAAGUGAGCUUUGAAAUACAACGCAGCUGAGCGUUGGUUACAACUUUGCGUUGAUUUGUUUUGUUUUAUUGUAUUUGGAGAUUCAACAGACAAAGUCUACCUUGCUUAGAUUCUGUGGAAUGCAAAUGAAUUUUAAUAUCGUGGCAUCCCCAUACUAAAACUUUACACCAGCCAUGUAUGAACAUACAGUAUUUAAAUACUGUGUUGCAUUUGUGUUACGUGCAUUUAGUGUGAAUAACAUGUAGCACAGUUUCUUUUCACAGAACCCUAAGUUUCUGUAUCUUUUAAAAAUGUUUGCUUUUCAGUAUUUUGUAUAGUAAAUAUAGAUGGUUUUGACUAAAUGCUCUAUUUAUUUAACAGCAAAAACUGUGCCAAGAGAACCCCCUGUUAAUUAAAGUUUUACUAGUUCAGAAAGUAUAUUUCCUUCUCCUUGUUGUGGAUAUCAGGGGCAUAUUGCAAUUGCUGUCAGUGCUUACAGAUCCCACUGAUGAAACAGCUUGCAUUAAUGUUUUGGGGAACAGGAUCAGGCCAUAAGGUAUGGACUGGGUGUGCUUUGGUUGUAUAUUUAAACUGUCAAGUUUCUAAGUUAUAUUUCUUGUCCCCUAUUCUUAGAGCCAUGUUGAGUUACCAAUUUUUCAGCUUGGUGCUAAUUCUGAAAACCUAAAAAAAAAUAAAAUUUGUUUCAGGCUGUUCAAAAAUGUAGCUGUAUAAAAUAGAUUAGUUUCUGGUUAAACAAAACAUUUCAUUUCCCAGAAAAAAAAUUUUUUUUUGGAGUUGAGCAUAUUAUUACUAUUUAAAAAUAAAAUGGAAUGGCAUGAAGUCAUUUCAAAUAAAAAACCCAGCCUUUUCACUUUUUUUUCCUGGCCUUGUACAAGCAAUUCAGCAAAAUUAAGUUGAUCCCAAAACUUGCACUUUUUUCUGAAGAAAAUUUCAGCUGAAAAAUUUUGCUCAGCUCUACAGCUACAAUAUUUGGAAAGCCAGGGUCUUGAAAACAAGGACGUCUAAACUUUUCUCACAGCUUUUUGACCACCUAGCAUGAAGUAAACAAAGCUAAGGAUAGCAGAGUAAAAUCUUUGUCCCAGUGAAAUCUCUGGCAAGACUCCCAGACUCCCACUGGCUUCAGGGUGCCUAUAAUUUCAUUCCAGGAGAGUGAGUUUGAAGUCUACAUAAUGUGCAGACAGCGAUUUCAGUAUUUAUAUUUCUGCCUCUUAAUGUUGAUGGUUUUGUAGUAGCUAAAAUUACGUAGAAGUUUAUAAGAGAUCAAGCUGGUAAGUUAAUUAAGAUCAACAGCAAUUACUGGGCUUUAUACUUGCUUCAUUUUGGAGGAUUUCAAGGCACUUCCACGUCUUUGAAACGCCAUAUAGUCAUUACUGAAAAGGAGGACCCAGUUCUGCCCUCGGAUGCUGAAGCAGAGGUUCUCCUGGCAUAUUGGCAGGCCACCCUGUAGGGCAAAACCAAAUUAAAAAGCCACUUUGACCUCUCUUGUUGCCUUCCUACUCUAGUCAUCAUGAGCAGAGAACAGCAGUGUUGUUGGAGAAGUACCCUGAAGGGAACAUAUGGUUGUACUAAAAUGUGUCCUCUGCCAGAAGUUAAGUAUCGAAUGCCACAAGAUGGAUUCUGAUGGAGGUGAUCUUUUGUGAGGGAUAACUGCUGUGUAAACUCAACAAGUUGCUGCAUAAGUGUAUAGAUAUGAUGAAUGCUUGCUGUUCUCCACAUGACAUUGUGUACCUCAAUUACUGAAUGACAGGUUUCAUUUGUGUUCCAGUUAGCAGGAGAGUGACUCCCUCGGGGCCUAGAUUGCACUUGAGAAAAUUCAUCAAGCUAGAAAACAACUUUGCCAAAACAUUCAACAUGAUUUUUGCCUCAAGUGUAGACAAGAAUGUUCGUGUUUGGAAGUGUGUCAGCUAGUCAAGUCUCACCUUUAAUUACCUUGAUGUAAUUCAUCAAAAACUGAAAAUAUGUUUUCAAACAUGACUUAUCCACGGUUUCACUGGGAACGAAGUCAUAUUCCACAUCAUGAUAGUUGUCAGACUUCUUCUUUUAAAACACACCCAAGAAGAAACAUGUUUGAAAAUCCAUGAAAUAAAAAUUGAACUUAAUAUAUUUUCUAAAUAACUUCUGUGAGAAGAUUUCUCUUCUUCUCUAAUGCACCUAGCAGCAAAGCCAGCCUUGAUUUAGCGCAUAAUGAUUUAUUUUCUCUGGAUAUUUGACAGCUGUUUGGUCGAUUUGACUUGUGAAGGAAUGUCUUUGAAUUUUUUUGCCUUGUAUACAUUUAAAAUGUGCUCAGAAUGGGCUAAAAAGAUAAGACUUAGAAAAGUAAAUAACUUUAUAUAGAAAUUAUUCAGUAGACAUUGAACUACCAUCUCAUUUGCAGUUUGGAUCACAGUUAUUAAAUAAUGAGGUUUCAAUGACACUAUAAUUCACUUUUAUAUUUCUAUAUAAUUCUAAACAAUCCUACUGAGCUAAAAUAAUAGAAAUUAUAUGAUAAGGUCUUUUAAUUUCUUUGCUUUAAAAUAGCAGGAGUUGAGGACUACACAGAUGGGUUAUUGUGAGGGCUAGGGCUAUGAACAAAGACUGGCAAGGGAGAGAUAGAAAGAUUUGAGAAGAGGAGGGGUAGCAAAGAACUGUUUACCUGAGGGGGGAAAAGACAGUCAGAAGACAAGAACAUACUGUAUGGAGAAGAAGCUGUAUUCAUAGUACUUUUUUGAAUCUUUUAUGGCACAUUUAUCACUCAUAAAACUGUAACAAUAGUUCAUAAAAUGUUUUUCUCUGGGAGAGCUUGAAAGACUUUCUAAAAGAGGUCAACACCUAGUGUGCAGCUGGAGAAGUGGAGGCACAAGGAAAGAAAGGUGCAGAAAAUCACCAGUAGAGCUGUGGUGGAAUGAAAAAGGAUGCCUAGGUUUCCUGAGUCCAAUCUCAGGGAAUUUUUUUUCAGAAGCUGAGGUGUUUCUACAGAUGUUUUUAAUAGUCUGUAGAAUAUGCUUUGAAGGGUAGCGUGAGUUUCUCUUCUGUUUGAUUACAAACACACAUCAGUUGGCCAAGUGUUGCCCAAAGCUUAGAUGUCUAUUCUGAUGUUUGAAAAGCUAAGCACUAACUAUGCCUUGGAAAUUUACUGACACUGAAUAUAACCUUGAUAUCACAAGAAAUGUCAGACUGGACCGGAUCGGUUGCCUAGUCAGUCUGGUAUUCUGGGUCUGGGAGUAAGAAGUUCCAGAAGUUUUUAAGAAUGUUGAAGACAUAAUGUUAAGGGACUUUGUAAAUUUGGCAAUGGGAGAACACUAAUUUAACAGUACCAGGCAUACUGAUAAUUAUGUGCACUGUGCUCUCUGUUUUUUUACAACAUGCUUAUGAAGUAGGCUUCAUGUCUUCCUUUGAGUGCCUAGUCCAUAUAGACAAAACAGCCUGUAAUUACUACCAGCCGAGAGAUGUACUGUUUUGGUGAGCCUGUACUUUGUGGAUGAAGAUACGGGGUUCAGAUCCUUCUGGCGCUGAGUGCUUUACCUUGCACUUAUCGUUCCCAUUCUGUCCUGUUCAUGAAGUAUAGCACAGUGAGGCUUUGUGAAUUUGCCAACGAAACACCUAACAAACUGGGCCAAAUUUGUCUUCAGCUUCAUAAGUGGAAUUCUGUAGAGCCAGGAGAACCCCAUGCAUGUCUUUGAAUUUGGGCCUUCAAAUACGGUUUGCUAUACAAGUUGUCGUUUUUUCUUGUACUAAUUUCAGAUAUUUGAUAAGCUCUUUUUAUGGUUUACAAGUUUAAAAAGAAAAAUAAAACUUUGUAGAUUAAAACACUG
Messenger RNA from Dromaius novaehollandiae (emu), 8113 nucleotides. It is a transcript of the gene NKD1, whose product is annotated as NKD inhibitor of WNT signaling pathway 1. The record is from RefSeq and is a predicted model, not a curated record. Gene Ontology annotation, biological process: negative regulation of Wnt signaling pathway. Gene Ontology annotation, cellular component: cytoplasm. The coding region runs from base 314 to 1732 and encodes 472 amino acids. Gene Ontology annotation, molecular function: calcium ion binding. Lineage: Eukaryota; Metazoa; Chordata; Aves; Casuariiformes; Dromaiidae. The transcript has 10 exons.